This is a messenger RNA of Ustilago hordei, 1584 nucleotides long. RefSeq lists its product as uncharacterized. The transcript has a single exon. The record is from RefSeq and is a predicted model, not a curated record. Lineage: Eukaryota; Fungi; Basidiomycota; Ustilaginomycetes; Ustilaginales; Ustilaginaceae. The coding region runs from base 1 to 1584 and encodes 527 amino acids.
AUGAACAUGCCUCCACCUCACGGCCCGGGCGGUCACCCCGGCCAUCCUGGCUUGGGAGCAUCCUCCCCAUCUCCAGGCAUGAUGAACCGACCACACCCUCACGCCCAGCAACUCAUCCCACAACAUCCUCAACAACAAUACAUGGACUCUCCCAAUCCUGCCUCCCAUCGUGGUCGUAAGCGCAAACUCACAGCGCAAACUCAUCACCACCCACACCCAUCUCAGCAACAGCACCUCGCUCGUCGACCCUCCAUGCACGGCGCACCUCCUCCUCACCAUGGCGGACACCCGCAACAUUCUGGUCAACACGGCUUCCCUGGUAGAUCACAAGCUCCACCCUUCCUUGGCCUCAACCUGCCACCCACCAUUGCAGACGAGAUGCCAGAAUCCAUCUUUGACGAUCUCGACCGGCUCACUCCACGCGACAUCGCUGUUGCUCGAUACGCGCGCAAUCACGAGUUGCUCAGUAUAGUGUUCGAUGCGAGAAGGAUUGAUACUUUGACACCUGCUCCGUCGCCGUACGCUGACGUGAAGCAGGACGAUCUGAAGAACAAAGUGGCCUCGAUCCAGGAGGAGGUGAUUAAGAUGGCGAAGGAGCACGAAGAAAGGUUGCGGGAGCUGAAGGAGUCUUCGAGUGCGAAGAAGAAUAAGAAGCAGAGGACGGAGGCGGAGGAAGGUGUAGGAGAGACGCCGGCUUGGGCAGAGAGCGCUUCACGGGGUAAGAUUUUGGGCGUCGGGUUUGUGAGGGCGGAGACUCCGGAGGAGCUGAGACCGCCAAAGCCUGCUGCUGAGCCGGCGACGGAGGCUAGUAUGGAGGUGGAUGGGAAUGGAGCAGCGGAAAAGAAGGAUGAAGCUGUGAAGGAAAAGGCUGCGGAAGCGGAGGAGGUGAGGAAACAUGCUGAAAAGGAGGCUAUCGAGAAGCUCAACAUCGAACUCGGUGUCACACCUGCUCAGGCACCUGAGGCACCACCAGCAGCAGAACCUGCGGCUGCGACUACCUUCGCACCUGCUGCUCCUGCCACAAUCGAGCCAGCAGCGCCCGCUGACAUCGCCGCCACUGCUGCUACUACCACCGCGGAAGCUGCCGCUCCUACAUCAGCCGACAUCGAACCGCCCCCCGCGCCCGUUCCCGAGGUGCCAGCAGAAGCCACUGCCACGACCGCCGCUGCUGAGACAACACCCACCGCAGAACCAAGCACAGAAGAUGCAGUCGCAGCAGCUGUCGCCGUGACUGCUCCUGAAGCUGUUGCCAAUGCUGAAGGUGCUGCUGCCGUCCCCGCUGCUGCUGAGGGCGAGAGCAACGUCGAUGUGGCUGCGUCGAAGACCGAGAAUACGGCAGACGUGACUAUGACUGAAGCUGAGCCACUCGCUGCGUCGGCGCCGGUUGCGGAGGAGACAGCUGCUAUACCAGAGGCAGAAGUUGUGCCCGCGGCGGCGAGUGGAGCUCCAGCAGUAGCGGAAGAGGCGACUGUGGCGGAGGGUGCGUCUGAAGCUCCGGCUCCUGCUGCUGCUUCUGGGGAAAAGCAGGCUCCUGCUCCGGAAGCACAGGCUAAGGUCAAGGCCGAGGCCAACGCCACGAUUUGA